UCUUUUCUUACUUGUAUUAUGCAAAUUACACUACAAACAAAUCCAGACAAUCUACCUUGGAUUGUUCAGAAAUAUGGUGGAACAAGUGUUGGAAAAUUUGUCAAUGAAAUUGCAGAUACCAUUAUACCUACUUACUUGAAGACAAACAGAGUGGUUAUUGUUUGUUCGGCCAGAAGUGGAGACACAAAAGAUAAAGGCACAACAAAUAGGUUAUUAAAAGCAGCAGAAGAAGCAUUGAUAGAAGGAUCCACUAAACAUCUAGAGAUCGUACAAGAAAUUGCACAAGAUCAUCUUAAUGCAGCAAAAGCGGUAAUUAAAAACAAAGAUAUACUUGAAACGCUCGAAGUUCAACUCAACAAAGAGUGUCUGAAAUUAAGGUCAUUUUUGGAAGCAGCACAAAUUUUGGAUGAAAUAUCUCUUAGAUCAAGAGAUAUCAUUGUUGGUAUGGGAGAGAAACUGUCAUGUACCAUUGUUGCAGCCGUUUUAAAAGAUAGAGGAAUCGAUAGUCAACUGGUUGUUUUAAACAACAUUAUCAAUCAAGAAUUUGUAAACCUGGACCAAGAUUUUUAUACUUAUGUAGCUCAACGUCUACAUCAAAUCAUUGAAGAAUGUGGAAACCGUAUACCUGUCCUUACUGGCUUUUUUGGCAAUGUACCUGGUAGUCUGCUGUCAAGCAUUGGUCGAGGCUAUACUGAUCUCUGUGCAGCACUUGCAGCUGUAGGACUCAAAUCGCAAGAACUUCAGAUCUGGAAAGAAGUCGACGGUAUUUUUACUGCUGAUCCUCGUAAAGUAUCUACUGCUCGUUUAUUGCCUAUCAUCACACCAGAAGAAGCUGCCGAAUUGACUUAUUAUGGAUCUGAAGUCAUUCAUCCUUUCACCAUGGAACAAGUUAUUGAAGCAAAUAUUCCUAUUCGUAUCAAAAAUGUCGAGAAUCCUUCUGGAUCAGGCACCAUUAUUUUCCCUGACAAAACAUCCAAAGCAUCCAACGGCUAUGCUACACCGCCUCCCACACCUGCUUUCUUAGCACAGAAUGGAUACAACCAAGACUUAUCUCGUAAACAUCCCACGGCUGUCACUGUCAAGGAUAGGAUUUGUGUCCUUAAUAUUCAUUCUAACCGUAAGAAUGUGAGCCAUGGUUUCUUGGCCAAGAUUUUCACAGCGUUGGAUGAGCAUAAUAUUGUGGUGGAUUUGAUUUCUACUUCCGAAGUGCAUGUCUCUAUGGCACUUUCGUCUGAUGUAGUAGAAGCCAAUUUAGAAAAAGCGUUGUUUGCAUUAGAAAAACUCGGUUCUGUGAAUGUCAAUCAAGAUAUGGCCAUUAUCUCUCUUGUAGGCAAACAGAUGAAAAAUCUAGUGGGUGUGGCAGGAAAAAUGUUUACUUCUUUAGCAGAAUCUGGCAUCAGUAUAGAAAUCAUUUCUCAGGGUGCUUCUGAGAUCAAUAUUUCAUGUGUGGUGGAAGAAAAAUAUGCUCUUCAUGCACUAAAAGCCAUUCAUGAAAAGCUACUAAAUAUCGACCCAAGUGUGGAUUUGCCAGACUUGAGUGCAGUUACAAUCAACGAAUAAAAAGUCUUUUUUUUUUGUGUCUGUGA
Messenger RNA from Gilbertella persicaria, 1586 nucleotides. RefSeq names its product Aspartate/glutamate/uridylate kinase. The coding region runs from base 19 to 1560 and encodes 513 amino acids. NCBI's taxonomy places the organism in Eukaryota, Fungi, Mucoromycota, Mucoromycetes, Mucorales, Choanephoraceae. The transcript is spliced from 7 exons. Gene Ontology annotation, molecular function: aspartate kinase activity. The record is from RefSeq and is a predicted model, not a curated record.